Molecule: messenger RNA, 41731 nt
Organism: Pelobates cultripes (western spadefoot toad)
Lineage: Eukaryota; Metazoa; Chordata; Amphibia; Anura; Pelobatidae
Source: the annotation of a GenBank genome assembly
GUCAUGGCUUCUUUUGGUCUUGUGCUUGGGUCCCCUUGGUGGGGAGGCCGAGGAGAGGUCUCAGGUGUCGGUGAUAUUGGAUUCUGCCACCGGGAAUCUCCUCACCGUGCCGGAGAAGGUUGAUAACGCUGUGGCCUGGGCAGAGCUCAGGGAUGGGAUACAGGACAAUGGGUGGGUACAUGGGCACAGGCUGAGAGGAGGAAAGGACUGAACCAAGCAGUAGGUAAAAAGUGGAACUGGAGGGGCUGGUGGAGGUUAGUAAGUAUUGGUACCCAGGAUGGCAUCACUAGCAUUGGAUAAUUAAAGCCAUUCCUGUGACAGGAGUUAUACCCAGAAAAUGGCUAAAGUUCUACUUCGUCUGGCCUAACAUUUCAAAGGGUCACUUUGAUAUAGGGGUGGAGAUGACUGUUCACCCAAGAAGUAGUUCUGUUACCAGAAAAUUGUCAUUUCAGUGCACUGUCCCUUGGCUAAAUGCCCUUCGUACAGUUUUGGGAAGUAGUGGGUGCAUUUAAAUGGUUACUCUAAGUAUAAUAACGACUACAGCCUGUCUAUAGUGGUUAUGAUGUGAGGAAUACCCUGGUCCCGUUUCCCUGUAGUAGGGAAAACCAUUUUGCAAUAAUUUGCCCUCUUACCUUGGUCUUCGUCGAGGAUCAUCUAUGGCCUGUGAAGUGCAUCCGGCUUCUGCAGAUGCCUGUCCCACAAGCCAUACACUGGCUGAGAGCGUCAGCUGAGCACUCUUAGCCAAAGAACACAAAUCGAUGCAUAGAAAUAUGAACAUGAUUGCCACUAGCCAGUCGUGAACUCUUCUUCUUUGGCAGCCAAUGGUUUAAACUCUGUAUGUGCAGUGUUUCAUAGCAAAAUGCUGUAUGUAUAGACUCUAGGCACCACCACUUUAACCCCUUAAGGACCAAACUUCUGAAUUAAAAGGGAAUCACGACAUGUCACAAAUGUCAUGUGUCCUUAAGGGGUUAAAUCACUGAAUUAAUCAUGGUGUUAUUAUUGUUGCAUUAUGCGUGAUAGCCGAGCGCAAACUUGGGACUGUUGGACAGUGUGAAUACAUAUACAAGUAUCCAUUCAUACGGACACAGUCACAUACAGUUGAAAAAAUUGACAUGGUAGCACAUGCUGUUAUUAUUAUUAUUAUUAUUAUUGCCAUUUAUAUAGCGCCAACACAUUCCGUAGCGCUUUACAAUAUUAUGAAAGGGGAUUUAACUAUAAAUAGGACAAUUACAAAUAAACUUACAGGAACAAUAGGUUGAAGAGGACCCUGCUCAAUCGAGCUUACAUUCUAUAGGAGGUGGGGUGUAAAACACAUUAGGACAGGAAUGUGCAAUCAAAUAAGGUGGGCUGCCCUUUAGGAGAGGGCAGGAGAUGGGUAUGUGAGGUAGGGGUUAGUCUUGGAGGCCAUAAGCUUUCCUAAAGAAAUGGGUUUUAAGGCACUUCUUAAAAGAUGCAAGACUAGGGGAGAGUCGGAUGGCGGUAGGCAGGCUAUUCCAUAGGAAGGGAGCCGCCCGCGAGAAGUCCUGCAAGCGCGAGUUGGCCGUACGGGUGCGGACAACGGACAGGAGGUGGUCACGGGCAGAGCGGAGAGACCGAGAAGGGACAUACCUGUGGAUCAGUGAGGAGAUAUAAGAGGGGCUAGAGUUGUUCAGUGCUUUAUAGGUGUGAGUUAGUGCCUUGAAUUGACUCCUCUAGCACACAGGAAGCCAAUGUAAGGACUGGCAGAGGGGUGAGGUGUGAGAGAACCGACUAGAGAGGAAAAUCAGUCUAGCAGCAGCAUUCAUUACAGACUGUAGGGGUGCAGUACGGCUUUUGGGAAGACCAAGCAGGAGAGGGUUACAAUAAUCCAUGCGUGAAAUUAUUAGAGCAUGGACAAGCUCCUUGGUAGUAUCCGGUGCAAGAAAGGGGCGGAUGCGGGCUAUGUUUUUAAGAUGGAAUCUACAGGAUUUGGCAACAUGCUGGAUGUGAGGCUCAAAGGUGAGACCAGAGUAAAGUAUGAAGCCAAGACAGCGCGCUUGCAAGGAUGGGCUGAUGUUGGUACCACAAACUUGAAGGGAGAGCGAAAGAGGAGGAUCAGUAUUAGGAGGAGGAAAGACAAGGAGCUCAGUUUUUGAGAGAUUGAGUUUCAGAAAGCGGGAGGACAUCCAGUCAGAGAUGGAAGAAAGGCAAGCAGUGACACGUUGCAGGACAGCAGGGGAGAGGUCCGGGGAGGAGAGAUAUAGCUGGGUGUCAUCAGCGUACAGGUGGUACUGGAAACCAAAUGAGGUAAUAAGUUUGCCAAGAGAGGCAGUGUAAAGAGAAAAUAGAAGGGGACCAAGGACGGAGCCUUGGGGGACUCCAACCAAGAUAGGGUGAGGGGAGGAGGUAUCAUUAGAAAAAGAGACACUGAAUGAGCGUUGGGAGAGAUAAGAGGAAAACCACGAGAGGACAGAGUCACAGAGACCAAGCGAUUGCAGAGUUUGAAGAAGGAGUGAUACCGGAGAAACUGACGGAAGCAAAGCACAGAGGGAUGGACACAGGUUUCUUCAGGAAGGAAGAGAUUCUUUAUUGGAUCACCGAUCGGGACUCAGAGGGACUAAUGUCACCAAAAAUACAGCAAGUUCUGAGCCCUGAACAAUAGUGCAAGCUCCCUAUAUAGGCACAUAACUCCUCCCAUUAAUAGCUACACCCACAUAUACCUUUAACCAAUCAAUGAGCAGAAUAUAUACUUGUACAUCUAGUCAAACCACAUGGCCCAUCCAAGACAAAGGAAAUAAGUGCAAUUUCAGUUCCUGCAUUCCUGCACAUGCUCAGUACACUGAUGACAGUAUCCUAGCUACAUGUAGCUAACCAACUGACACAACAUACACAUAUGCCACAUGGAGAUUUUGGCCUACUAAAUUUUAACCAUGCUGGAAUCCCAUCACAUUCCCCCCUUUGAUGCCUCUGAUAUAACAUUAUUCCAGAUGCAUCACCAAUCACAGUUUUACCUACAUCUCUCAAGUAGCCAUUGAACCAGAGUAGACCUUGUAAGCAUCUUAAAAACUCCUUCAACAUUCUUCAUCCUGAAUAUAUUCUCUUCGGGCUAGGGGAUCAUAUCUUCCAGACAGCCAUUACAUGAGCCGCUGUCUUUCUCUCUCUAGUACUCUCUAUAAUACUACGUAGGGACCUUACCACUAGUGGAAUUAGACAGGGCAGGAGGAGGCACAAAAAAUAUAAUAAAUUCUACUCCUCCUACUAAUGUCUUAAUUCCUCCAAGCUGCUCAUACCAACUUCCAAACCAACUACUUAGGUUAUACCCAUUCCAGACCUGAGUAGGUACAUGCUCAAAUUUAACCAUGUGGCUUGUAAGUUCAGCCACUGCCUGCCCUUCAUCAUCUAUGUGCAGACAACAGUUACUUAGAUUAAACUUUCCGCAUACACCUCCUUCUACUGCUAGUAAGUAAUCAAGGGCUAGCCUAUUCUGGUAUAUGGCUGAUCACAUCUUGGUAUUUUGCUUAGUUAGAAGAUUAAGCACUUGAGCUGUCUCAUUAGUAAUAAUCUCAACUACCGCCUGUAGUCUAAUAAUGCGGUUGAGCAUAUAUAAUCGGAGUUCUAUAUCCAUAAGUGCCAUCUUCUGCCCAAGUAGCAGGUCCAUAAUAAUUAAUAAUACGUUGAGGGGGCCACUCAUUAUCUUCCCAGCUACCUAUAUUCAAGGAUGCUCUCUCCCUUUUAUGAUUUACAUCGUAAACCUUAACUCCCAAGGUCUCUCCUGUUUCGAUUGGCAACAAGAAGAAGGAUGGCUUUGGCAUACCUAAUACACAUGCCCCUUCCCAAUCUUGUGGUAACUCCGAAUAAGUUUUAUUACCACAAAUCCAGUAUAAAUUUGCUGGGGCUUUCCAACUAGAUGUAGCCGAUAAGUCAAACCAUACCUCCUUUAAAUGAGUGUAAUUGGCAAACGGAUUAGUAGGUUCCGAGACAUUUGAAGCUGACCACCAAGUAGUAUUUUUAGUAUUAACAUUAUAGGCUUUUUGUCCCAAGCACGUUAGCUCACCUACAGACGUGUUAUACAUUGUCCCUUUCCUGGCUAUACAAACAUGACCUAUAAUGGAGGUUUUUAACCACCAUUCCAAUUUACUUCUAGUACUUACUUGAUGAUCAGACUGGAAAGGUAUCUGUUGUUCAUAUGUCUCAGAGCCAGGGUACCAUAUUUCCUUUGCCUCCCAUGGCCACUGGUCUCCCAUAUUAGUACCUCCACACACAUAGCAAUUAGUUACAUUAAGACUACCUGCAAUACCCUCAGCCAAAUCAAUAAAUAGGUUGUUAACAUUAUGGGGAAUUUUAUCCUCAAUACUCAUCUCCUCAUAGAAGGAAUGAGAAACCUGAUGAGUUUGAGUUGCCACUGUCUCAGUUUCAAGACCUACAUAUAUUAUUGUUCCUGAAUUUACUCCUGUGCCAUAUAUUUGGACCCAAACAGACCUCCAAACCUGUCAAUAAAGUACUGCAGAUUGGAAAUGGUCAUGUGAACGGGGUUACACACAUAGUUUUACAGUAUGGUGUGGUAGGCAACCUUUGGAUAAUCAUAUCUUGAUCCACUGUUUUUCCCAGGUUGCCCAACCUACACAUGACCAAUAGGGGCAGAAGUUAGUCUCUAUUUGGGCAAUCAGGAUCAGUAGAUCUUUUACUGGGACAUAAGUAUUUAUCAUUAAACCCAUAAGUUCGUUCCCAUUUAAGAUUACCACAUACAUUCCAAAGUCUUCCACUACCCGAAAUCGCCUUACAUGCAUCAAAUAGUAGAAUACCCGCGGAAUGUAUGGUGCUUAUCACAGUCCUAUUUAUUAAUGUCCCCUGGGAGUUACUAUUCCGAAUUACCAACCAAAUUGUACGGGGUUGGAAAUGGGGAUCAAAACAUUUAGACUCUCCUGAUAUUGGCUUGCACACACUAUAAUCAAUAUCCAAAUAUCUACAUUUAGAUACAGAUCCCUUACAUUCAUACUGUGAGUGCCAGAUGAAAGUUUGGGAUAUUUGGUUACCUGUUUUAGUAGUCUUAAUGCAACUAUCGCAAUUCGGUAUGUCUAUACUCCUACCUUCCUGAAAAAUCAUAAAAAUACUAAGACACAAUAAAACACAUUAUUCCUGAAAUCCUCAUUUUUCUUCGACCGUGCGAUGGCCUCUCAGCUUCCCGAUUGUGAGGGCUGCAAGGAUGUUGUUCUUCUGAUCCUCACUUUCCUUCACAGAGAUCCCUUCAAGAUACUCUGGCUAUGACACGUAGGCAGGUGGUCAGGCUUUAUUAUGGCCGUCAAAACACCUACUUGAUGAUCUUUGUAGACUUUUAACUAGAAUGUCUCGAUAUCCCCUCGUCACUCCGACUGAGUUGCACGCUUCAACCGGGUCCUGCAAGGAUUCUCAGGAUCUGGAGUAGUUUGCCAAGAGUCUGCUGCUGGUUUAACCUUAGAAUGAUGAAUCCAAGGAGUCACUUCCGCCACCUUUACAGCUGUUGGGGUAGAUAAAAGAACAACAUACAAAGGCUAACAGAAUACACCCCGAGCUUUAACUCAAUAUGUAUUGGUGGGAUAUUACGAGCAAGUCCUGGAGGAUUAUUUUCUUCCCAUACUCCUGGAAUGUCAAGUAAGGAUUCAUCACUCUUAGGGUUAACACUUGUCACUAUGGAAUAGAAGCGUCAUUCUUCUUCCCUCGGCACCGAUAUCACCAUUAUGCCUGGUAAUCCCUUAAACUUCAGAGAUGUUAAUCCAUUAGGUAAAAGGUUAUCUGAGUUUAAAGCUUCGAUAAUAGAUCUCGUCCUAAAAGUUGAAUCGGACACUCUGGCAUAUAUAGGAACUAAUGCUUCACCACAGAAUGUUCAGCACCUGUGUCGAUCAUGAAAGAACUUCUCUUUCCCCCUAUUGCUACAUCGACCAUAGGCUACGCUCGACCAAGUGGGAUGGAGCCCAGUCGGUAUCAAUAGUCUUCCAUGAUAGUGUCAGCCAGACCCACAAAAUCUCUAUCCUCUCUUUCUCUAGGUCUCUGCGUGGGUGGAUAGUAUCUGUCUCCUUGAACACUUCCUCUACUAUUCCCACCAUUCCCUCUAAAACUUCCUCUUACUCUAUAACUACCACUAUAACCUCCUCGUACCCUUCUCUCUCCUUGUCUAUCACCUUCAUACUGCUCUCUCUGUGGACACUCACUCUUCCAAUGUCCCUCCUUUCUACAAUACGCACAUUAAUUCCUACUUAAAGUCCCUUGCUCAGCCUAUUCUCGUCUCCUCUAUUCACUUCCCUGUCUUUCUACACUUAAGAUAGCUACCGCUAGCAUAUCUGCCUUUUUCCUCAUUUUACGUUCUUCCUCCAUCUCCCUAUUCAUAUAUACUGUAUUUGCAAUCUCCAUUAGCUGUAUUAUGGACAUCCCUACAAAUCCCUCUAAUUUUCUUUAAUUUCCUUUUACUAUCACCUUGGGCCUGGCUGACAAAUGCUGAGUCUAUCAUUCGGAAGUUUUCAGGGGCCUCUGGAUUAAAGGGAGUAUACAACCUAUUUGACUCAAGCAGUGUCUAAUAUGGGACUUCGGCAAGGCUGCCCAAUAAUAGGUUCCAGUCUAGGAGUAGUAAGAUAAUUUUAUUAGUCAGCAUUUGGUGGAUGAAAAAACGUUUUUUUUUUUUAAAAGUGUUAAACCAAAAACCUACCAGUAGGUGUCACCAGAGGGUAAUUGUAUCAAAAUAAUCUUUAUGGGUCUAAUAAGAAAACUCAACUUUUAAUAUAUUUAUACAUAAAAUAAAACCUUAUAGCAAUAAAUAUAUUAAAAUAGGGUAAGCAAUCCUACAUCUAUCUGUUAUAAACAAUGUAUUAUCAAUGUAACUCCCGAAGAUGGCCAGUAGGUGGCUUAGAGUGCCUCCCUAAAGUCAAAUGAAACAAAUAGACUUUAAUUAAUUAUGUCCUAUUUUAUUAUUACUUAUUUUAAUCAAUGUCCACCCUGCUAGCUAGGUUUGAUUAAAUCUUUAGUUCUAAGGUAAAUUAAACAUUUCAGUUUGUAGUUCAGUAAAAGGGGACAUUUUGGACAAAGCUGGGAGGGGCCCAUCCAGUAACUAAAAAAACCCAAUAUACCAUUUGAUACCAUUGAUCAUUGAUUAGGGGGAGGGGUAGUACAGAAAUACAAGAGUUUGAAACACAGGAACAGAUAGGUAUGUGGGUAGGCGGGGACAGUAGAGCAGGGGAGUGCAAAUACUGAUUAUACCAGCCAGAAAUGGGCGUGGCUAAUCUGGCUCUGGAGGAUGUUUGGGGGGUUGGUAAUCAGAUGCCAGGGGGGGAGGGGAUGUCCAAAGCAGUUGUAAUUAAGUCCUUAGUUCUGACCACCAUGUGGCUACAUUGUUUCCCAUAUGACACAGUUUAAUUCACCAAGGCAACAAUCAGUUUCCAACAGUCAAUAUAUAGAAACUGAUCAUAGAAUUCCAGCCUACUAGUUACAGCCACAUGUACACUCUGCACUAAAUUUAAGUGAAGACUGCUACAUGGAGGCCAUGCGGCCACCAGGACAAGCUACUCCCUACUUUUUUUUUUUUUAAACAUACAAGACAAAAGACUAACAGCCAAGUGAAUCAGAUUAUUUCAACAGAACGUCUGAUUCAAAAAGCUGUACAAAUAUACACACAGUUUCAACAGUCACACCAAUCUCCUUAUCACCAGCAACACAUUGCGCAGUCACUAGGCCCAAACACACACACAGGAUCCUCACAUGCUCAACAAUAUCACGACGUCGCACACACGAAAUUAAAUCAAAAACCCACCAAAGACUAUACACUUAUCAAUGUAACUAUUAUUCAAACCAUACAACUAUCCACGCUAUUAAUCCAUAUAAACUAACCGAUCACAUAACAUUUCAACAAAUUCAUCUCUACAAUUAUCUGUACUAUAAAUCAACUUUUGACUAACCAACUAUAUCACAUUCUAGUAACCUCAUCUUUACAGUCAGUGGUUAUGGUACAGUUAGUAAGUGGUUAUAAUACAGUUUUAAAGUCACAGAUCAGUUAGUAACAGUUAUGGUAUUAUACAUAUAACAUAAAACAGCAAUUGUUAGUAAUUUUUACACAAUGUCAGUGGUUAUGGUACAUGUCAGUAGUUAUGGUACCGUGCGCUAUUUUACAGUUAUACACACAAUUUACACUCCCACUAGACAGCAGAGCUCUAACUUUCUAGUAGGACAUACAAGUUAACCAAUUCACCAACUACAAUAUAUUUAACAACAUUUACAAUAAUCCCAACUAAACUAUUGGCCAGUACCUUGAAUAGACUACCUAAAACUAUAUACACCCGUUUUGGUUAGCCACACUGCCCAAGCACCACAUAUAGCGAACUAGAGGGCGGAAAUUGCCCUUCUAGUCUAUUUACUCUAUCAAAAGUCUAGUGGGUUCCAAAUUUACACGCCUUCCCACUUAGCCAAGAUAGGUUGAGAGCUAGCGAACCGAAUUUACACAGGCGCCGCUUAGUCUCCCGGUCCCUCCGACCUAGCGAACGUAAUAUACACCCUAGAACGCUAGUCUAGACAAGACACCGGUGUCCGGCUAGGGCUAUUUACACAGGACCCCGCCUGACUAACCAGAUCAAACGGUCUUACUAAAGAGCGUUCGAUCGAGCGGUGCGCCUUCGCUCCUUCCCUCCGACAGAGGGGGCAGAUUCCAUACACAGAUUUAAACCCCUUUUGGGCCUACCGCACAAUCGGUAUACCCCUAGUGGGUCUGCCGUCUAAAACAGCAGUUGUCUUACCUCCUCGUUCCUGAACCUGAGUUCACACUCAUCGACGGGGACACCCCAGCACUUCUUACGUAGAGGCCGAUGAUCUCCUGGACAACAGACCAGUGGCGCCGAGACGAAGGGAGGUCCACGCAGAAGUUCAGGGGUGCAGCCGUAGAGAACGUGGGCAAAGAUAGACCGUCUCACGCCUCUGCCUCUCAGCUACCGUUGAACGAUGAGCUUCCCAGCCAAUGCACCAAAUGAUACCGGAGAAACUGACGGAAGCAAAGCACAGAGGGAUGGACACAGGUUUCUUCAGGAAGGAAGAGAUUCUUUAUUGGAUCACCGAUCGGGACUCAGAGGGACUAAUGUCACCAAAAAUACAGCAAGUUCUGAGCCCUGAACAAUAGUGCAGGCUCCCUAUAUAGGCACAUAACUCCUCCCAUUAAUAGCUACACCCACAUAUACCUUUAACCAAUCAAUGAGCAGAAUAUAUACUUGUACAUCUAGUCAAACCACAUGGCCCAUCCAAGACAAAGGAAAUAAGUGCAAUUUCAGUUCCUGCAUUCCUGCACAUGCUCAGUACACUGAUGACAGUAUCCUAGCUACAUGUAGCUAACCAACUGACACAACAUACACAUAUGCCACAUGGAGAUUUUGGCCUACUAAAUUUUAACCAUGCUGGAAUCCCAUCACAGGAGAGCAUGAUCAACGGUGUCAAAGGCCGCCGAGAGGUCAAGAAGAUUUAGUAUGGAGUAGUGGCCUUUGGAUUUAGCUGCGAUUAGGUCGUUAGUAACUUUGAUAAGGGCAGUCUCUGUAGAGUGGAGAGGGCAGAAGCCAGAUUGAAGGGGGUCAAGGAGAGAGUUGGAAUUGAGGAAAUGAGACACACGGGUAAAGACGAGUCUUUCCAGAAGCUUUGAGGAAAAAGGGAGCAGGGAUAUGGGACGGUAGUUAGAGGGGGUGGACGGGUCAAGGGAUGGUUUUUUUAGUAUAGGUACUACAGUGGCAUGUUUAAGGUCAGCAGGGACGAUGCCAGAAGAGAGCGAGCAGUUGAAGAUGUGUGUUAGAGAAGGCACGAGACAAGUGGAGAGAGAUCUGAUAAGGUGAGAUGGGACAGGAUCGAGCGGGCAAGUGGUGGGGCGAGAGGAGCAAAGAAGAGCAGCCACCUCUUGGUCAGUGGCUGGGGAGAAUGUCUGAAGGGUAGGAAAGGCAUGAUCAAUGUGUGAUUGAGAAACAGAAAGGCAAGGAGGGGAGAAUUCUUUCCUUAGCUGUUCAAUUUUGUCAGUGAAGUAACAUGCAAAGUUAUCAGCAGUAAGGUUGGUUUGGGGGGUGGCCACAGCGGGGCGAAGAAGAGAAUUAAAGGUGUCAAAGAGACGCCUGGGGUUGCGGGAACAUGAACUAAUGAGAGAGGAAAAAUAGGACUGUUUGGCAAGGGCAAGGGCUGCACUGUAUGAACACAGUAUGAAUCUAUAAUGGAGAAAGUCUGACUGGGUGCGAGACUUCCUCCAGGAGCGUUCAGCACACCGGGAGCAUCUUUGCAGGUAGCGCGUUGAUUUAGUAUGCCAUGGUUGGGGGCGGGUCCUCCUUGAGGUGCUUGCUUGGAGUGGCGCUGCAGUGUUCAAGGCAGAUGUAAGAGUAGAGUUAUAUAUGGAGAUGGCCAGUGAAGGACAGGAUAGGGAAGGGAUGGACAGCAGUUGUGGAUCAAUGUCAGCUGACAACUGUUGGAGAUCAAGAGAAUUAAGGUCCCUCCUGAGUUGAGGCUGGUUAGGCGGAGGUUGUUGGGUGAGGGGGUACGUGAGAGCAAACGAUAAGAGGUGGUGAUCAGAGAGAGGAUAGGGAGUGUUGCAGAUAUUAGAUACCGUACAUGCAUAAGUGAAGAUUAGGUCAAGGGUAUUGCCAGCUACAUGGGUGGGUGAAUUUGCCCACUGUGAUAGCCCGAGGGAGGAAGUAAUUGAAAGUAGUUUAUUGGCUGUAGAGGUCAAAGGUGGGUUUAUAGGAAUAUUGAAGUCCCCGAGAAUUAGGGAUGGGAUGUUAGAAGAGAGGAAAUAGGGUAGCCAGGCAGCAAAAUGGUCAAGGAAGGGAAGAGGGGAACCAGGGGGACGGUAAAUAACAGCAAUGUUAGCAGCGAAGGGUUUGAAAAGGCGAAUUGAGUGUAUUUCAAAUGACGGGAAAGAGAGGGAAGGGGGGGUGGGAAGAGAUUUAAAAGAGCAGUGAGGGGAGAGGAGAAACCCAACUCCACCACCUUUACAUUCAGAGUUUCUUGGGGUGUGGGUAAGUUGGAGACCACCGAAGGACAAAGAUGCAGGGGUGGCAGUGUCAGAGGGGGAGAGCCAGGUUUCUGUUAAGGCUAGUAAAUCUAUUGAACGAGAGAUGAAGUAGUCAUGGACAGCAGUGGAUUUAGUUAUAUUGCAAACAGAGCGUGCGUUCCAGAGGGCAGUAUUGAAUGAGGAUUUAGAGGAACAAGAGAUGGGUAUGAGAUUAGUGUGGAUCCUUGGGUUAGUAUGUGCUGAGUUUGUUGAGAGGGGACCGGGGUUUGGAGAGACAUCACCAGCUGCUAGGAGCAGAAGGGUAGAAAGGAAGUGAAGGUGGGAGUAGGAUUUGAAAGUUUUGUAGGAGGGUAUGUAUGUGGAGGAUUUGGAAAGAGUCGGUGGAGAUAGGCUGGAAAGGUAUGUGUAGAGUGCAUGGGAUGAAUAGAGAGGGGAGGGGAGUAAGGUGGAAGUAAUGAUGAUGGUGUUGCCAGGGACAGGUGAGUGAAAGGAUAGGGAUAUUUUAGUAAUGACAGAAGUUAGUGUUAAUGUGAAAAAUAGAAGGGAGAACAUUAGAGAAAAUGUGUAUUAUAUAGAUAUGUAGAUCAUAUAUACAAACACACAAUAUCAAUAUCAAUAAGUGUUUAAACCAUUGUAAGGAUGCAUUGUGUUAAAUGAAUUCAGGUGAGGAGUGGUUUAAUGACUUGAUUGGUGUGUUAUGGAAACCUGCUGAUGUGUUAUAUACAUAGACAAUCACACGAGGCAAAGUAGCCACCUCUUUGUGUCUAAGUGGGCUGGUGGGAGAGAGCUAAGUACCAGGGGCACUGGCCCGUGUCCUCUAAUCUAGUCAGCCCCCCCUUUUUUUUUCUCACGUUGCCUAUAGAUAUAGGUAACAUAUGAUCAUCCACAACGAAAUCCCAGCAGUUUCUUAGUGCUUAUACAGUUGCAAGAAAAAGUAUGUGAAGCCUUUGGAAUGAUAUGGAUUUCUCCACAAAUUGGAGAUCCGAUCAUCAUCUAAGUCACAACAAUAGACAAUCACAGUCUGCUGUGAUAACACACAAAGAAUGAAAUGUUGCCAUAUUUUAAUUGAACUCACCAUGUAAACAUUCACAGUGCAAGUUCAACCAGUUUAAUAACUGGUUGAACCUCCUUUGGCAGCAAUAACUUCAACCAAACGUUUCCUGUAGUUGCAGAUCAGACGUGCUAAUUCUUGACCAUUCCUCUUUACAGAACUGUUUCAGUUCAGCAAUAUUCUUGGGAUGUCUGGUGUGAAUUGCUCUCUUGAGGUCAUGCCACAGCAUCUCAAUCAGGUAGAGGUCAGGACUCUGACUGGGCCACUUCAGAAGGCAUAUUUUCUUCUGUUUAAGCCAUUCUGUUGUUGAUUUACUUCUAUGCUUUGGGUCAUUGUCCUGUUGCAACACCCAUCUUCUGUUGAGCUUCAGCUGGUAGACAGAUGGCCUUAAGUUCUCCUGCAAAAUGUCUUGAUAAACUUGGGAAUUCAUUUUUCCUUCGAUGAUAGCAAUCCGUCCAGGCCCUGAUGCAGCAAAGCAGCCCCAAACCAUGAUGCCCCCACCACCAUACUUCACAGUUGGGAUGAGGUUUUGAUGUUGGUGUGCUGUGCCUUUUUUUCACCACACAUAGUGUUGUGUGUUUCUUCCAAACAACUCAACUUUGGUUUCAUCUGUCCACAGAAUAUUUUGCCAGUACUGCUGUGGAACAUCCAGGUGCUCUUGUGCAAACUGUAAACGUGUAGCAAUGUUUUGUUUGGACAGCAGUGGCUUCCUCUGUGGUAUCCUCCCAUGAAAUCCAUUCUUGUUUAGUGUUUUACGUAUUGUAGAUUCACUAACAGGGAUGUUAGCAUUUGCCAGUGACUUUUGUAAGUCUUUAGCUGACACUCUUGGAUUCUUCUUCACCUCAUUGAGCAGUCUGCGCUGUGCUCUUGCAGUCAUCUUUACAGGACGGCCACUCCUAGGGAGAGUAGCAGCAGUGCUGAACUUUCUCCAUUUAUAGACAAUUUGUCUUACCGUGGACUGAUGAACAGCAAGGCUUUUGGAGAUACUUUUAUAACCCUUUCCAGCUUUAUGCAAGUCAACAAUUCUUAAUCGUAGGUCUUCUGAGAGCUCUUUUGUGCGAGGCAUCAUUCACAUCAGGCAAUGCUUCUUGUGAAAAGCAAACCCAGAACUGGUGUGUGUUUUUUAUAGGGCAGGGCAGCUGUAACCAACACCUCCAAUCUCAUCUCAUUGAUGGGACUCCAGUUGGCUGACAUCUCACUCCAAUUAGCUCUUGGAGAUGUAAUUAGUCUAGGGGUUCACAUACUUUUUCCACCUGCACUGUAAAUGUUUACAUGGUGUGUUCAAUAAAAACUUGGCAACAUUUCAUUCUGUGUGUGUUAUUGGUUUAAGCAGACUGUGAUUGUCUAUUGUUGUGACUUAGAUGAUGAUCAGAUCACAUUUUAUGACCAAUUUGUGCAGAAAUCCAUAUCAUUCCAAAGGGUUCACAUACUUUUUCUUGCAACUGUAUUUGGAAACAAAUCUCCUAGAAUCGCCCAUAGUGCUUUCUGGAUCCCUUCUAAACUAGGUUGCUUACUGGACAUUAAAACAUACUAUAGAGCAACCGCGACUUCUCAAAUGCUGUCUGGUGUUGUGAGAAUCACAUGUCCAAUAUGGCUACAACUGAAGAAUAUAUUGUUGCCCCCGCACUUUCAGUCAGUUGCUAUGGUGUUCUCCACAUUUACAUCUCCCUUUCAUGUACAAUAUUGUAGCAUCAACUAUUAAACGUCUAACUUAAUAAAGACAGUCCAUAGACUCCAGAAAGAAUUUACCCUCCUCUACAAAGACGUAUUUACUUACCUCGGUAUUAAGCACACUUUCUUUUUUUCUUUUGUAAAUAUAAUUUUUUUUUUUUUUCAAGACUUUUUCAUUAUCAUUGAAAAUGUAUCAUUGUAGCUGGUCCCGAAGGACCCAAAACCAGCAAUUAUAACCGAUUGAUACAACAUUUACAGGUCCCUGUUAAGUUGUGAGUUGCAGUUGGUAAUCAUUUUAGUUCUUCCUAAGCAACUAUUUUGGAUGGAAACUUAACGAAAACCAGCUUUUUAGCAUAAGUUACAGAUUUGCGAAACAAAUUGCAAUAGUCCUGGUGGCUGUCAGGCAGCAGGUAAGUACUGGCCGACUUGAACACAACCUUUCCCAGCACCACUGACCUAGCGCUAUUUGGCUGUCACAUUUUAAACAUGUUCUGUUUCACUAGUCAUUUUUACAGUAAGCAUUAAGGUGUCUUUAAUUAGAUAUAUUUUUUUUUAUAAAUUUUUUGUGGAUCUUGGUCUCUGUUGUUUUGUCUGACUAGUAUACAAUGGUCAGGCAAACAAAAAGAAAAUCACCAGGCACUCAAGGUGUUUAAGCCGCAGGCAGGUUUAAUGGAACAGAAAAAAGAGCUGCAACGUUUAAACCUGCUAAGAGGUCUUUGAACAGCAAAAAGGGCAGCAAAAGCUGGGAUUGAGUGCGGCUUCUAUCUUAAUUUUAGUACACAACGGGGCACACAGGUCCCUAUCAUAUUUCGAAUUUGUGGUUUAACCGGAACUAAUUCCUGAACGUGUAUCUAAACAAUAAGGGACAUGCAAGUUCUCUCAUAGGAACAAUUAAAUAACAAUAAUGCCAGGUACCCUUAAUAUAAAAAGUAGUCUGGCGCCGAUGCAGGGGGCAUAAAGAAGGAGGAUGGGAAGGAAAUACAUUUGGGUGAUGUUUCCUCCAUCUCCUUCUGUUAUUGGAAAAGAGAGGUGACCCAUCCAGUCAUUACCAAACAACCAUAACAUCUAGCUCAUUACCUGUCAAAUUACAGAAAGGCUUACCCUUCCCCUCUUUACUCCUCCUCCUGCUUACACCACCAGAAUAAAUCAUUCUAACACUAUUGCUAGGGUUAGGAUUAAGGUUAUUAUUAGGGUUAGAUAUAGGAUUGGGAUGAGGUUUAUGAUUAGAGGGUUAGAUUUGGGAUUAGUAUGUGGUUUAGAAUUAGGGAUUUAGAUUGGUAUUGAGAUACUUUCCAAAGAUAUACAUAUUGUUGUAAUCACGAGAUAUUGCUGAGUACAACUAAGAUAAAUCUAUUACAGUGGCACACACGAGAUGUAAAAAAAAAAGAGCAUAAAAAAUACUAUGUGUAAAAAUGGAAAAAAUUAAAAUGAAUACCUCAAACUUUUAUGCUUUUAUGAUGUAAUUUAAAAAUAACCAUCUUCAUUUAGCCGUUUAUUUUUCAAAAACUGUGCUUGGCACAGCCCUGUAUUUUCACGAAAACCUGACAAAGGUGUGCAAAGGUUGUCAUUCUGCACUCAUGAAAUAUAACUGAGCAUAAUAUUGUGAUAUUACGGAAAAUGUAUUCAUACUUACCGUAAUUUUAUUUUCCUGGCUAUUAUUCGUGGCAGCAUUUAAUAUGCGUUUAGCUCCUCCUAACUCUCAGGACAGGGAACACAAUCAAUUAAACAAUUAAGCAUACCUUCCCCUGGUAUAAUAGGGACCCCUAUUAUGGUAGGAGUGGUAGAUGGAGAUGGAAAGUCGUAACGACCUUUGGGAGAAACUCUGGUCUUGGACGUAUAACAACCCUAUCAUCGAAGAAGGUAGUGUAAGGUUCUUCAGAUGAUAAUGCCCUGAUGUCAGAUAUCCUUCUAGCUGAGACUAAUGCCAGUAACAACAGGGUCUUCCGAGAAAGGAACUGCAUAUUAAUUUCACCAGUAGGUUCAAAGGGAGGAUCCGUUAAAGCCUGCAGGACCAGAGGUAAAUUCCAUGGAGCCAUGAAUUUUCUAAUAGGAGGUCUAAUUCUUAUCAUGGCUUUAAAAAAGUGAACCAUCGUAGGAUGCAUGGCCCAUCGAAUUCCAAAAAGAGCAGAAAUGGCAGAACAUUGUACCUCAAGGGUGUUGAGUUGAAGACCCCUCUCCAGGGAUGCUUCUAGGAAACCCAGAACUUGAGAUAUGGUAGGAGUAGACAAAUCAUGGACAGUGGAAUUUCCCCAUAAACCAAAAGCUUCCCAAAUUCUAUGAUAAGUUGUGGAAGUAGAACAUUUUCUGGAAUAUAAAAGGGUUGAGACCACCUGGUCUGAUUACGGAUUGUCUUUCAAUAGCCAUGCCUGAAGCCCGAAUUUGUGAGGUUCCAGAUUAAACGCAGGACCUUGAGUAAGUAGAUCUUCGGAAACUGGAAUCUCCCAUGGUUGAUCCAUUGCUAGUCUUUUCAGCAGGGAAAACCAAGUGUUGCCAAGCAUUGUCCAAAAUGUCUUGGUAUGCUGAGCAUUAAGAUUUCCCUUCCCUGGACUUUAGGGGCCUAACCCAACCCCUGAAAAACAGCCCUAUACCAUUAUCCCUCCUCCACCAAACUUUACAGUUGGCACAAUGCAGUCAGGCAGGUAAGAUUGUGCUUGUAUCUGCCAAUCCCAAACUUGCCCAUCAGACUGCCAAACCGAAGUGUGACUCGUUACUGCACAGAAUGUUUCCACUGCUCCAGGGUCCUGUGGUAUUGAGCUUUUACACCACUUGAUCCGAGGCUUGGCAUUAUACGUGGUGAUCUUAUACUUGCAUGCAGCUGCUUGGCCAUGGAAACCCAUUCCAUGUAGCUCCUGCUGCACAGUUUUUGUGCUGAUAUUAAUGACAGUAGAGGUUUGGAACUCUUCAGCUAUGGAAACAGCAGAGAGUUGUCGACUUUUAUGCACCAUGAGCUUCAGCACUCAGUGACCCCAGCACUGUGACUUAAAAUGGUCUUCUGCCACAAGGCUGAGUUGCUGUUGUUUCUAAGUGUUUCUACUUUCCAAUAAUACCACUUACAGUUGGCAUAUCUAGCAGGAAUGAAUUUUAAUGAACUGACUUCUUGCAAAGGUGGCAUCCUAUCACAAUACCACACUUGUAUUAAUUGAGCUUUUCAGAACAACCCAUUUUUUCACAAAUGUUUGUAAAUGCAGACUACAUGGCUAGGUGCUUGUCUUUAUACACCUGUGGUAAUGGGUCUGAUUGAAAAAUCUGAAAUCAGUUAUUAAGAGGUGUGUCCCAAUACACAAUACAUAUAGUUUAUGUAGCAUCCUCCUGUUUCUGGUAAGUGAGCUGCUGCCCUGGGGGUGUAUGAGUGGACAUCAAACCCUAGAACUUUCUAGAUCAAUCUCUGAUAUAGAAUAAUCAUAAGUUUGGUUUUUCUAAUAGAGUUAAAAUUGAUUUAGUGUAGGUGAUUUCUGAGACCAUAAUGCAAAUUAUUCUCAAGGUAUACCAGAUGGGUAAAUGUCAAUGUAAACCUCAUACAUUACUAAACUGUCACAAAUAAACCUAAAAAUAGUCAGAAACUCCUCUCAGCCACCCUCCUGUAGAGGUUGCACUGUAAGCAGUUUUAUAUUGUGCCUUUUGGGAAAUUCUGCCCUGCCCACCAUUUCACAAUACGUACUGCACUUGCAUCUUUGUGUUGUAAUUCCAGUAGCUAUCCUUUGACAAGAAGUAUCUCCGGCAGCUAAAAAACCCUUUACACACAAUGUCACUGUUGUGUGCGUUGAUGCCACACAGUUUAAUCUGAACUGAAUUUUUUUUCUCCCUAUAUUCCAUUGAGAUCUGGAAGCUCCGGAAUGGAGUCAUGUGUCGGCUACUUGACCUCAGUCAAUGAGCUAAUCCCUGCACUGCCAAACCUUUAACAAUUUGACUACUUGCAUUUGGGGUGCCAGGGCACACUACAGCAUGGCUCAUAACAUACUCCCUUUAUAAAGUUCUCUCUGUGAUUUGUAAAGAGGCAAAAAAAAGAAAAACCCCUUUUUAAUUAGUUGGUUUUCUGUAUGAAUUGGCCAUAAAAUGUCAGCUUAUCUUUGUCAAAGUCACAAGUAUAGACAAACACUUAUAAUUUUUCAUGUCUUUAUUCCAUUAAACAUUCACAGUGCUGUGGAAAGAGUGAACACUUGGAUUUAGUAGCUAGUUGAUCUUCCAUUUGCAUCAAUAACAUCAACCAAGUGUUUCCGGUAGCUGCAGAUUAGACCUGCACAAUGUUGAGGAAAAAAUAUACAGAACUACUUCAGUUCAGCCAUGUUCCUGCGAUGUCUGGCGUGAACAACUCUCUUGAGGUCAUUCCACAGUAUAUUUAUAGGGUUUGGUCUCUGAAGCUAUUCUGUAGUGUAUCAACUUGAUGUUUAGGAUGAUUGUUCUGCUGCAUCACCCAACUUCUAUCGAGCUUCAGCUGUAGGAUAUCUUGAGAAAUGUGGGAAAUAAUUUUUCCUUUGAUGAUUGUAAGUGGUCCAGACCCUAAAGCAGCCCCAAGUAAUGUUGCUCCCUCCACUGUACUUAACUGUUGGAGUGAUGUUUUUAUGUUGGUAUGUGAUGCCCUUUUUAUGCCAUGAAUAGUGUGCUGCAUGUUCUUCCCAAACAACUCAAGCUUACUUUCAUCAAUCCACAAAUCAUUUUUCCAGUAGCUGUAACGGACCACCUGGCACCCCGACUGAGCACCUCCGCCAACAGAUGCUUCCUAGCUGACUCUGAGGACCGUAAGCACCGCACCGGACACCACAAACACUGCAGACUCCACAACCACCGUAGCUUAGCUGAGAUCUCGCCGUCUUCCUCCCACCCUGGACCAACAUCUGAUAUUCAGGACUGUGUGGGAAAGACCUCUCCUCCAGGAGAGUAUAGCUGUAUAGCUCUUAUAAGAGCUAGUGAUAUAGAAGUAUAUCAGUUCCCCUCCAAUCACGAGACCAAGCUAUGUUUUGAGGGUUAAACAGGACUCAAUUUUAAUGGUGCCACUGCUGGCCUUAUAUGCAGGUCCCCAUGGAAGGGAAAACCCACCUGGACCUGAUGGGGCACACGGUUACAAAGUUGACAAACCAAUAAAAACACAAUGCCUGACACUCCCAUACACUGCACACAAUCGCUCCCCUCUGCAUGGGAGAUAAUUGAGUAAAGUACUGUAUGUAACUCCGUUAUCUCCAGGCAGAAAAAACAUUUUAUGAAGUCCCAUAAGGACCCCAAAAUACAACAUAUCCCCAUAAAUGUUACAUCCCCUGAUAGCCCUGAUCUGGGUGAACAACGUAUCCAAAAUCACCCAGAUCAGAGCAGGGGUUCAGGAAAUUCUUGGAAGUCUCUUUUUGACCGAUCUAUUUCAAAUAGUCGAAAUACCGUUCGAAUUCCUGAACGUAGCCGUUCAUGAAUGUAGUCAGUAUAUAUCCCUUGUUCAUGGGCUUCUGCCCACCGAACGCCGUCUGAUUCCCAUUCGAAUAGCUGAAGUUUCAUGGAAGGUAUCUGUUCAGCGGUGUUCGUGCCAUCGCGUGUCCAAUUUGAGUUCUAUGAACUCAACGACAAAACACAGCUGAACACACUUGACUAAACAAGAUGGCCGCGUUCGACUAAACAAGAUGGCCGCCGCCACGUGUUCGACUAUACGAAUGCGAUCUCCCAGCCAUUCGUCAAUUGUGCUGCGGUUAACUACCAGCCUGGGAGGUAAAUAGGCUGCACACUCCACUUGUGUGUGGUCCUGCUGUUCUGUGGUUCAAAGUGGUUCGAACCACUUGGAAAGUUCGAAGAAUUAUUGUCCAAAGUCCUAAUAGGUACAAAUAGGGUUUUUUAACCAUAAUAAAUUAAAGGGGCCAUAGUCACAGGGUAAAAGGCUGGCAAGUAGUCCCCUCAAACAAAGCUCUAACCCACCUUUCCAAUCUUGUUUUAUUAAUUGGAUACAAGGUAUUAAUUGGCGUUUGAUGAAGUCAUAAGCCUAGGGUUUCAUAUACUUUUUCCCCAACCUAGACAGCGGCGUACACAUAUCCCAUGGUGCCCCGGUGCGACAGUGUCCCAUGCCCCCCUCCUCCCUCUUCUCCCCCUCCAUCUCUCCCCCCAACAGACACACACACAUAAAGAGACACACACACAGACAGACCGAUACAUACAGACACAUACAUACACAAACGACACAUACAGACAGACACACACAUACAAAGACAUAUACAUACAUAAAAACAGACAGACACACACACACGACACAUACAUACAAAGAUGCAUACAAACAGACCAACACACAUACAGACAGACAGGCACACAUACAGACAGUUACAGACAGACAGGCACACAUACAGACACAGACACACACACACACACGACAAACAUACAUACAAAGACACAUACAGACAGGCACACAUACAUACAGACAAGACAAGACACACAUACAUACAUAAUUUGUUCAUACAGCGCAGCCCUUGCUCUCGCCAAACAGUCCUACUUUUCCUCUCUCAUUAGUUCAUGCUCCCGCAAUCCCAGGCUUCUCUUUGACACCUUUAAUUCUCUUCUUUGCCCUGCUGUGGCCACCCCCUAAACUAACCUUACUGCCGAUAUCUUUGCAUGUUACUUUACCGACAAGAAUUCUCCCCUCCUUGCCAUUUCUCAACCACACGUAGAUCAUGCCUUUCCUACCCUUCAGACGUUCUCCCCGGCUACUGACCAAGAGGUGGCUGCUCUUCUCUUUGUCAUUCGCCCCACCACUUGUCCACUCGAUCCUGUCCCAUCUCACCUUAUCAGAUCACUCGCCACUUGUCUCGUGCCUUCCUUAACUCACAUCUUCAACUGCUCUCUCUCUUCUGGCGUUGUCCCUGCUGAUCUUAAACAUGCCAUUGUAGUACCUAUCCUGAAAAAAAAACAUAUCUUGACCCAUCCUCCCUCUCUAACUAUCGUCCUAUAUCCCUGCUCCUUUUUUCCUCAAAGCUUCUGUAAAGACUUGUCUUUACCCGUGUGUCUCAUUUCCUCAAUUCCAACUCUCUGCUUGACCCUCUUCAAUCUGGAUUCCGCCCUCUCCACUCUACUGAGACUGCGCUUAUCAAAGUUACUAACAACCUAAUCGUAACUAAAUCCAAAGGCCACUACCCCAUACUAAUUCUUCUUGACCUCUCUGCUGCCUUUGACACCGUUGAUCAUGCUCUCCUUCUUCAACCUCUUCAAUCACUCUCUAUCUCUGUGACUCUGUCCUCUCGUGGUUUUCCUCUUAUCUCUCCCAACGCUCAUUCAGUGUCUCCUUUUCUAAUGACGCCUCCUCCCCUCGUCCUGUCUCGGUUGGAGUCCCCCAAGGCUCUGUACUUGGUCCCCUUCUAUUUUCUCUUUAUACUGCCUUAUUACUUAUUACCUCUUUUGGAUUCCACUACCACCUGUACGCUUAUGACACCCAGAUAUAUCUCUCCUCCCCUCCUGCAAUGUGUCACUGCUUGCCUUUCUUCCAUCUCUGACUGGAUGUCAUCCCGCUUUCUGUAAUUUAAUCUGUCUAAAACUGAGCUCCUUGUCUUUCCUCCUCCUAAUGCUGAGCCUCCUCUUUCGCUCUCCCUUUAAGUUAGUGGUAUCCACAUAAGUCCAUCCAGCAAGCGCACUAUCUUGGCAUCAUACUUGAUUCUGGCCUCACCUUUGAGCCUCACAUCCAGUAUGUUGCCAAAUCCUGUAGAUUCCAUCUUAAAAACAUAGCCUUUCUUAUGCAAGAUGCUACCAAGGAGCUUGUCCAUGCUCUAGUGAUUUCCCGCAUGGAUUAUUGUAACCCUCUCCUGAUUGGUCUUCCCAAAAGCCAUACUGCACCGCUACAGUCCAUAAUGAAUGCUGCUGCCAGACUGAUUUUCCUCUCUAGUUGGUUCUCUCACACCUCACCCCUCUGUCAGCCCUUACAUUGGCUUCCUGUAUGCAAUAGGAUUUAAUUCAAGGUACUAAUUCACACCUAUAAAGCACGGAACAAUUCUAGUCUCUCUUAUAUCUCCUCACAGAUCCAUAGGUAUGUCCCUUCUCGGUCUCUCCGCUCUGCCCGUGACCACCUCCUUUCCGUUGUUCGCACCUGUACAGCCAACUCAUGCUCGCAGGACUGCUCACGGGCGUCUCCCUUCCUAUGGAAUAGCCUGCCAUCCACCAUCAGACUCUCCCCUAGUCUUGCAUCUUUUAAGAAGUGCCUUAAAACCCAUCUCUUUAGGAAAGCUUAUGGCCUCCCAGAGUAACCUCUACCUCACAUACCUGUCCCUUGCUCUCUCUUAAAGGGCGGAACUCUACUCUCUCCUCCAGCUCUGCCUCACUCCCACCUUAUUUGAUUGCAAAUUCCUAUCCUAUUGUGUUUUACAUCCCACCUCCUAAAGAAUGUAAGCUCGUUUGAGCAGGGUCCUCUUCAACCUAUCGUUCCUGUAAGUUUUCUUGUAAUUGUCCUAUUUAUAGUUAAAUCCCCCCUCUCAUAAUAUUGUAAAGCGCUACGGAAUCUGUUGGUGCUAUAUAAAUGGCAAUAAUAAUAAUACAUACAGACAGACAGGCAUACAGACACAUACACACACACACAUUCAUACAAAGACACAUACAUAAAAACAGACAGACACACACACACACAUACAGACACACAUUCCUACAAAGACACAUACAAACAGACAGAUACAGACAGACACACUAGAUAUACAUACACAGACACAUACAUACACAAAUACAUACACACACACUUAAUAUUUAAGUCACCCUCCUCUUUCCUUCCCUCUAGGUGCAGGAGGGUGACUUUCCCUGGGGUCCAGUGGUGGCUCAGGCUGGUGGGAGUCAGAGUUCCCACUCUGACUCCCUGUUCUUCCUCCUGUGCGGGCUCUGUGUGUAAGCUGGGAGGAGUGACGUGGAGUCACUUCCUCCCAGCAGUAAUGAUAUCAUCACAGGGGGCCCGGUCGCGCUGUUAAAGCGCCCAGCGCUGAUUGGGCCCCCUGACAAUCCAUCUCCACCGGAUGGCCCUGACAGCAUGGGUCACCCGAUGGACCCCUUGGCUUGCCGCACAGGCCAGGGCUGCAAAUGAUGACGGCGGGCACCCGGUCGCUGGGGUCUGCAGGGCGGUUGGGCCCCCUAGAGUGACGGGCACGGUCGCAGCUGCGACCUCGGUAUGUACGCCAGUGGUAGUCGAACCUUUCAAUGAUCUGUGUGUUAGUUAAAACAGAUUGUGUUGAUUACUGUAACGUAGAUGAACAUCAAACCAGAUUUUAAUUCAAAUUUAUACAUCAAUGUCUCUAUAUCUAAAGGGUUCACAUACCUGCCAUUGUAGGUCAUCCACGUUUCCUUAUGAGAAAGCGAUGCUGUAAGAAUAUACAGUAACCAGAAACAAGGUAGUAUUUUAGGGUAUGAGACAUAAGACCGGAAACCAGGUUAAAAUGCAAAAUGCUGCAAAACCAUACAAAAAUAAAAAUUUAGGUCAAAGCUAUAAAAUGCACAAAAGUUCUCUUCAUGCCUGGAGUGUCCCUCUAAGAAUGGCAGAGCAUCAUGGGAGUUGUAAUUCUAAAAUAAAUCUUGGUGUGGCAUCUCGUUUGAUAACCCCUGUUCUUAAAUGCCCUGCAUAUUUUUUAUGACAGGUACACUUUACAUUGCAAAUACUUUAAACAAUUAAUAUUUUAUUAUUUAUAUAGCGCCAUCAGAUUCCGUAGCGCUGUACAAUGUUAUAAAAUAACUUUAUUUUUUUGUGUGUUUAUUUAUAUUUUACGAGCACAAGGCAUUGAUUUAGAACACUGCUUUGAAUGUGUAAACCGUGCAAUGGCCAAACAACCUGGUGUGCCCUAUUCUCCCAACUAAAGAAAUCUAGGUGUUAUGUGUAAGAGCCUUGGUGCUUGGAAAAGAGAUAUACUUGUUGAUUUUUACAUACUGAAACCUUUAAUGGGUAUAUGUUUAGUGAAACAAUGCAACAGGUUUAUUGUUAAAUGUAUUCCUAGAUCUACAUACCUUCUUUGUUCCAGUUGGCAAAACUAAAGCACAAAAGUGUGGUAGCCCAUUAGCGAUCAUGCCAUACUUUUUAAAAUGUAUUUAUUUAUUUUUUUAUGAAUGGUGAGCUAUGGAUUGGCUUCGCUCAUCACCUGAAUGCUCAAGUCAAUUGCAGAAGCCAAAUGCCGCUGGGAGAAAGGGAUAUCUGGCGCUACAGGUAACCAUUGGGGUUAAACUGUUUGAAAACUGUUUAACCCUUCCAGGUAGGAAACUGCCAGGGACCUCCUGGCACUAUAUUGCAAACGUAAUUUUCAUAAAGUUGUUAUGGUGCCUGGAGUGUUUCUUUUUAAAAUGUUUUUUAUACAUUGUGCACUUCAUACUCUGAAAUAUAACCCAUGGAUGGCAGGAUACAUACUCAAGUUAAGACUGUCCUCCGACAUUGGACACUCAAGAUAUUGUCUCAUUCAGUUAUGUUCUGCCUUGUCUGAUGGCACAAUUUUACGUAAUGUGAACAUUAAACAGUCAAUGCACUACUCUGCAUAUGAAGAUUCAUAUAUAUAUAUACAGUGAGGUAAAAAAGUAUUUGAUCCCCUGCUGAUUUUGAAUCACAGAGGUCAGACCUUGUCCCACUCUUCUUUGCAAAACCUCUUCGUGACAUUAAGGUUUCGAGGCUGAUGUUUGGCAACUCAAACAUUAAGCUCCCUCGAGAUAUUUGCUAUGUGAUUAAGGUCUAGAGAUUGGCUAGGCCACUCCCGGACCUUAAUAUGCUUCUUCUUGAGCUGCUCCUUUGUUGCCUUGGCUGUGUGUUUUAGGUCAUUGUCAUGCUGGAAUACCCAUCCACGACACAUUUUCCAUGCCCUUGCUGAGGGAAGAUUUGACUGUACAUGGCCCUGUCCAUCAUCUCUUUGAGGCGGUGCAGUUGUCCUGCCCCCUUAGCAGAAAACCCCCCCCAAAGCAUAAUGUUUCCACCUCUAUGUUUGACAGUUGGGAUGGUGUUCUUGGGGUCAUAGGCAGCAUUCCUCCUCCUUCAAACACGGCGAGUUGAGUUGAUGCCAAAGAGCUUGAUUUUGGUCUCAUCUGACCAAAACACUUUCACCCAGUUCUCCUCUGAAUCAUUCAGAUGUUCAUUGGCAAACUUCAGACGGCCUGUACAUGUGCUUUCUUGAGCAGUGGGACCUUGCGGGCGCUGCAGGAUUUCAGUCCUUCAUGGCGUAGUGUGUUACCAAUUGUUUUCUUGGUGACUAUGGUCCCAGCUGCCUUGAAAUCAUUAACAAGAUCCUCCCGUGUAGGUCUGGGCUGAUUCCUCACCAUUCUCAUGACCAUUGAAACUCCACGAGGUGAGAUCUUGCAUGGAGCAGCAGACCGAGGGAGACUGACAAUUAUUUGGGGUUUUUUCCAUUUGCGAAUAAUCGCACUGACUGUUGUCACCUUCUCACCAAGAUGCUUGGCGACGGUCUUGUAGCCCAUUCCAACCUUGUGUAGGUCUACAAUCUUGGCCCUGACAUCCUUGGACAGCUCUUUGGUUUUUGCCAUGGUGGAGAGAUUGGAAUCUGAUUGCUUCUGUGGAUAGGUGUCUUUUAUACAGUACAUGAGCUGAGAUUAAGAGCACUCCCAAUCUCAGCUUGUUACCUUUAUAAAAGACACCUGGGAGACAGAAAUCUUGCUAAUUGAUAGGGGAUCAAAUACUUAUUUCAAUCAGUGACAUGCUAGUCAAUUUAUAACUUUUUUAAAAUGCGUUUUUCUGGAUUUUUGUUGUUAUUCUGUCUCUCACUAUUAAAAUACACCCACCAUUAAAAUUAUAGACUGAUCAUUUUUCUUUGUCAGUGGACAAACAUUCAAAAUCAGAAGGGGAUCAAAUACUUUGUUCCCUCACUGUAUACUGUCAUAUAUAGGAUUUUGUAUUUUUCAUUGACUUUUUUAUUAUGCUUUUUGAUUGUGUUUAUAAGAAGAAAAAUGUCAGUCAGUUCUACACCCCAAAAAAAAGAGGAGGAGAAAGAAAAGUCACUCUGUGGAAUAUUAUUCAAUAAAUAUUAUUAUACUAUAAGAAAUAAUAUUCAAUAAAAUUUUUGCUUACAUGGUGAUGUAAAAUAAAGCAAUAAUAUAUACGUGUUGCAUUUUUGUGUGUAUUGUCAUUUGUCUUAUAAAAAAUACAUAGCAUACAGUACAUUGAUGUAAUUCAGCAGUCAUCCUUGUUAAAUCCAAUGCACAAACCAAGAAUUACAAAGAUAAUUCAGUCAUGCUAGUUUUUGGCCUGUCACUGUUAUGUGGUAUGCAAUCAAGCACAGAAAAGUAAAGACCAACUCUCCUGUAAGGGUUUGAGUUCCCAGUUAAGAUAAUUAAACUGUACUUUACUGGGCUUGAUUGUGAGAUUUUUAACAAGUCCUCAUCAAAAUGUGAUGUAUGGGUUUUAAUAAUAAUCAUUAAAAUAAAUUGCACUAUGCUAUGCAAAAUCUCUCUCUCUUUUUUGUAAUAGGUACAUUAUGGUUAUCAAGAACUCUUAAAGGACCACUAUAGGCACCCAGACCACUUCAGCUCAAUUAAGUGGUCUGGAUGCCAGGUCCCUCUAGUUUUAACCCUGCAGCUGAAAAAAAUAGCAGUUUCAGAGAAACUGCUAUGUUUUCAUUGAGGGUUAAUCCAGCCUCUAGUGGCUGUCUCCCUGACAGUCACUAGAGGUCACUUCCGUGAUUCUCAGUUUGAAAAUCACACUGAGAUGAUGCUGACCUCCAUAGGAAAGCAUUGAAUAAUGCUUUCCCAUGGGCAGUUUUAAUGUGCGUGCGGCUCUGGCCACGAAUGCGCAUUCGGAGCUAACGACGGGGAGGGAGCCCGGCGCUGGAUUUUAGGUAAGUGGCUGAAGAGGUUUUAACCCCUUCAGCCCAGCGGGAGGAGGGCCCUAAUAACAAGUUUGUUUUCCUGGCACUUUAGUGUUCCUUUAACCCCUUAAGGACACAUGACGUGUGACAUGUCAUGAUUCCCUUGUAUUCCAUAAGUUUGGUCCUUAAUCCUUAAGCGGUUAAUGGAAGGCUGCUUCAGCUUUUUCAUAAGCACAAGUAAAAGCAGAUAUUGUAACUGCUUUAUGAACUGAGUAUUUAUAGCCAAGAUAAUGGACUUUAUGUCUGUCAUUUUUGGUUUGUUGUAGAUGCAUGCAUAUUAUUCAUUUGAUAUUGAAUCCAUUUUAUUAUAUAUUGUUGAGGGCUUUCUUUGAUUUUAUUUGAUAUUUUGCUGACAUAUAUUUAUACAAGAUUUCUGAUUUUAAUGUGUCGUAGGUUUAGGAGCAACUGAGAAAGUUUCAGUUUGUUUUAUAACAUUUAAAGUGGCACUGUUACCGUCUGGGGACUUUACAUAAUUUGCAAAGACCGCCAAAGGUGAAAUCGCUGCUGGGGAUUCAGUGCCUAGGGUGAGCAGGCAAAGGGGAGUUUACCUUAAUUGAACCUGUCCAUUCUCUCCUGGAUGGUUCUCUUCUGCUGUUGUCAUUUAAGCUGCCUGGAGCCGAUGCCCCUGCUAUACUCUUGUGCAUGCUCGAGAGUACAACUUUGAGAUCUGUGGAAGAUACUGCAAGAUCUUGCAUUGAUGGAGCCAAUUCCCUGUAGCCGUCACAGGUGAUGGUUGAGGAUUGAAACUUCUUGACGGCGAAGUGUCAGGCGUAGGAAAAAUACUUAGACAAAGUGGUUCCUACUUUGUCGCAGUAUAUCUUUAGACUUCAUUGGAAUUUCAGUGAAAUACCAAAACAGUCAGUAUGAGUAUUUUAUCUUAAUGAAAAAGUCAUUGUGAUGGGUAACAGUGCGAUUUUAAUUGUCUAAAAUGAAAGGGUUACUGUGCAUCAUAACUGUUAAAACCCCAAGUAGUGUUUAUGAUGCCAGGAAUACGCUGGCACGUUUUCCUGGUAAGGGAAAUACUGUGUCAGUUGAGUGCUCUCAACCAAUGAAUAAACCUCCUGUGUACUAAAUAUAUACAUAAUUGACAUUGGCCAGCCUGGAACUUUUGUUCCUGGCUUACAAAUGAAAGCUUUCCCCCUCCAGCAGCAACAUAAAAUAUCUAAGUUUGUUCAGUGUUUUACACUGAAAUGCUGCACACACAGAGUCCUUCCACCAUGACCAUUUGAAAACACUGAAAUGGUCCUGCUGCUUGAAUUAAGCCUUUAAAUAAGAGACUGUUUGUAGGAUUUUGUAUUUUUCAUUGACUUUUUUUUUUAUUAUGCUUUUUGAUUUUGUUAUAAGAAUAAAUUUCAGUCGGUUCUACACCCCCUCCUCCCCCCCAAAAAAAGGGGGGGGGGGGGAGGGUGACACUCCGUGGAAUAUUAUUCAAUAAAUAUUAAUAUACUAUUAAUAAUAUUCUAUACUAUAAAUAAUAUUCAAUAAAAAGAAAUGGCACACAAAAAUAGGAGAGCACAAAUCUAAAUGUCCCAAAAAAAAUAGCUGCCAAAAGCAUUUCAUGCCUAGUGUGACAUUUACUCAUGCUUUCUUGAUUUUUUUUUUCUUUUGUUUAAACAUGUUUUUUGUGUACUUUGUUUUCUUCUUUGCUGCUAUGGAAGUAAGUGAAGAAAGAUUGAGCAUGUUAUGACCUCUUGUUGGGAGAGGGGGAGAGAAUUAAAUUGACUGGUUAGUGUCUGAGAACUGAAAGGAUUUAUACAGUAAUGUUGAAUUGAAAACCAAAUGACAAAAUUCAAAGAUGCAUAGAUUUAACCCCUUAAGGACCAAAUUUCUGGAAUAAAAGGGAAUCGUGACAUGUCACACGUCAUGUGUCCUUAAGGGGUUAAACAAAUAACUAGCUAUAACACGAAUCUUUUAGUCUGACGUUUGCAAUUCAAUAUUCAGUUCACUACAUUGUGAGAACCAGUAAUUUUUUUUUCCAUUUGUUUAUUCACUUAUACACAGUGUUAUUCACUAAACGCUAAAUUCUGAGGAAUUAGCAUUUUUGACCAAAAUAGUGGAAGUGGGAAUAUUUCUUGAAUCACCUUUAUAUAAUCAAGUUUAUUUUCUUUUUCUUAUUCUGUUAUGUUCCUGCUUACCAAUGACCGUUAUACCACCUGGCUUUUAUUUGUUUCUAUUGUAUUAGAAUUGUGUAUUGACUUUUGUAAAACUUCAAUAUAGAGUUAAUUACAAAAUAAAUAAAACCUUGCAAUGUUAUUCUCUAAGGUCCAGAUUUUAUCAGAAUUGUCCAAAUUCUGACUGGAAUGGCAGUUCUUAUAUUUACUAAACCAAUGCUGGUUCUAAUUUGGUCUAAUCUGUACCAUUCGGUUGGAGGCGAUCCGUGUCUGGUUUAAAAUCAGUGCUUUUCGCAUUACGAACCGCGUACAAAGAAUAGGAUUGGGGAGUCUGGCUGACUUCCCAACCAAAUUUAGGCUCAUUCGGAGUCUGCUCUGCAAAUUCCAGACGUUUUUAAAUAGUUCAAAAAAUGUCUGGUAUUUGCAGUCCAAAUGACCCGUACUCCGUAGGAUGAUUUUGUCCCAUUUAGUAAAAGGCCAUUAAGAUUUCAGCGAUUAACCUUGUUAUUGUUACAAAUUGGCUGGUAACCCCAGGUCCAUUCUCACACACCCCAAUAAUUGAAUCCUACAAAGAUCAUCAAAAUGCUUAUCUGAAAGAUCUACCUCUGGGGGCAGGGGGAAAUAAUUAUCUCUAUCUUUCUCUAUAUCUUUGGGUGUGAACAUUAUUUACACCUCAGUUCCUAGAAAUGCACAUUUUAACGAUAACAUGAGAUCUUGCUGUAAAUACAAUGUGCUAUGAAACAUAAGUUUGUUUCUCAUAUCAUUUUUCCUUGUCAAUCCAGUGCAUAUGGGAAAAAAUAUUCAAGAUUAUUCCUUGAUUCCACUUCAGGAAUCAAGUAACCCUGAACUGCGCACUGAGCUGACACAGCACAUUCCUGGAGUUCAGUCUCCCUCCCUCUGCAUCUUCAAGCACUCUGCAUCAUGUGACCUCUCCAGGCACGUGACUGCAGCUCUAUCACAGGGACUUCGGCUGGCUGGAAGGUAGCUUUCAGAUCAGCUGACACAUGCAGGAAACCACUAAAUAGACAGGGGAGGGUUCUACUUAAAGGGCCAGCGACACAGCGUGUCUUUCAUAGUGCUCCCCACACAGAGUAAGACAAAUACUAUAUGAGUUAGUUAUUUUGCAUAAAUCACACCUGAAUGAAACGGCAAAUAAUAAAAUACGCUAGAAUACUCUUUUACCGAUUCAGACACCAAGUGUAAAUCAUUCCCAGCUAAGUCUGAUGGUAGAUUUCAUUAAUAUAACACCCCUUAUAGUACAGGGAUAUUACCCAUGAGAAUACCUCACAUGGAUGGUUUCAUUUAAUAGAUAACAUAGUCUUUUACUGACAACAUACCAGCAGGUCUAUAUGGUCUAUUGCUUGGAAAUAAUAACGUCUAUUGGCUGAAAAUGGGUUUGGCAUGACAGCAAAGAGUUAAUAACAGGCCACGCCCCCGCCAGCCCUUUAAUUUCUGGGCUCAGGUGAUCUCUGGCUGUCACGUGAUGUGCCGGAUGGAUCAUGUGACUGGUGUCAUGGCUGCCUGGCUGCUGUUGGUCUUGUGCUUGGGUCCCCUUGGUGGGGAGGCAAAGGAGAGGUCUCAGGUGUCGGUGAUAUUGGAUUCUGCCACCGGGAAUCUCCUCACCGUGCCGGAGAAGGUUGAUAACGCUGUGGCCUGGGCAGAGCUCAGGGAUGGGAUACAGGACAAUGGGUGAGCUGGGGUAGGAGGUACAUGGGCACAGUCUGAGAGGAGGAAAGGACUGAACCAAGCAGUGGGUAAAAAGAGGAACUGGAGGGGCUGGUGGAGUUUAGUAAGUAUUGGUACCCAGGAUGGCAUUACUAGCAUUGGAUAAUUAAAGCCAUUCCUGUGACAGGAGUUGUACCCAGGAAAUAGCUAAAGUUCUUCUUUGUCCACCCCAACGUAUAGCAGAUAUACUUUGAUAUAGGGGUGGAACUGAAUGUGUGGCCAAGGGUUGAGGCUGUUACAGAACGGGCUGGGCUUAAUACAAAACGUUUUGUUUUACAGAAACACAUUUCUAAAGCCUUCUAAAAGCAGCUCUUGGUGACUGUAGUACUCCUUUGUGGGACUUCCUUAGUAACUGUCCUCCCACAAGUAAAGUUUUAGUAGUACAAGAGCAAAAGACUCAAUUCCCCCCCCCCCCCUUUUUUUUUUUUUAACGGAAUUGACACAUUUUGUAUGGAUAUAGAAGAGAAAUGUAGAAAAUUAAGUUGAAAGGAAAAGAGUGCUGAUCUGAAUGAAGGUCCUGUAUGUAUUAGAGUACCUGAGGGCCAUUAAUUGCAUUGUCACUUAUGUAUGUUUGUGUUUUAUUUUUUUUUUUCCUUCCAGAUGGGCCAUUCUUGAACUCCGUACAAAUGCAUAUUAUAAUGACAGUAUCCAGGCUUAUGCUGCAGGGGUGGCUGAAGCUUCUGUCACGCAGCGGGUAACUAUCUGGUUUUCAAGAGCAUGGCAAUUUGAGCAUCUUUAUAAUGCUGCACAUCUCACAUUGGUUACCUUGUUUCUCUGCAGCCUACAAUCUCUUCUAUAACAUGUUCCAAACACAUUAAAACAAUGCUGUAUGAAGGAAAAUGUCUUUCUAAUAAGACCUGUGUUCUUUUAAGGGAAAAACAGUCCAAAAUAUAAACCUGCAGAUAUGAAAAUUAACCCUACACCAUGUACCUCUGCUGACACUUGGUAAUGGCAUUUGAACUGCUUUCUAGAUACUUCUAUGAAACCUUAAGAUUAUAACCACCGUUUUAAUAUAUUAAAAACAACUUAAAUACAAUGUUAGUGAUUUCUGACAGUAACGUAAAUCAGUUAUUGAGGAAUUCUGGUUGUGCAAAUGUAAACCUCAAAAUUCACUCAAACUGUCACAAAUAAACCUAAAAAUAGUGAGCAACUCCUCUCAGCCACCCUCCUGCAUAGGUUGCACUAUAAGCAGUUUCCUACUGUGCCUUCUGGGAAAUUCUGCCCUGGGAAAUACUGCACUUGCAUCUUUGUGCUGUCCUUUGAGAAGAAUAUCUCUGGCAGACAAAAACCUCUCUAUUUUUCUUGUUUUUUAUGAAAGGAUAUGUUGUGAAUACAAGAAACAAACUUCUGUGUGUAUGUGUCAUUGCAACCAUUUUGCAUUGUUUCUCUUAAGUGCUGGUUUUGUACUAGCUGUGUGUGCUGAUAUGCAUUCAAGAUUUGUAUGUGUCUGCAGCUUAUAUACAUGCAUUGGAUGAACACGUUGAUGGGCUAUUGUGGUCCUUACAAAUAUGAGACCCCUUUCUGUGAGCGGCUGCGCAAUUAUUUGGAGGCCAAUUUUGCUUGGAUGCAGCAAGAGAUGGACAAAGGAGAGGAUCCUGUUUAUUGGCACCAGGUAACAUGUGAAUUACAGAAACUUGCCUCUAAAUUGGAGGGGGAAGGGGGGGAGGAAAAGCAUUUAGAAAAUUCCCACCUCAAGAAUAUGUUGCUCGUAACUAGUGCAAACAAACACUUCUAAAAAUAUGUACAAGUCAAAAUAAAGCAAGAAAGUUUGAACAGUAUGUAAAAUAAAUAAACUUAGAUUGCAUUGUUCGUCUAAGAGUUUCUUCAGCCCCAUUCCAUCUUAACCUACUCAUCUCAGUUCCAGACUAGUCCCAUCAAUGACAGAAACAGGCUAUCAAUGUGCACCAGCAGGAUAGAUAAAUCCAGUACUAGAGCCUGCUCUGCAUGAAUCACACUGAUCAGACUCCCCCCACCCCGUCAGGCUAUUGCAAGGGAAGACCCUUUCCAACUGCACAUGUGUAAAUAUGUCAGGCAUGCCCAAUACACCUUUCAAGCAUUCACAAGAAUAAUAAACUGGUUGGAUCACUGUUUUCCCUGGAGUGGCUAUGGAAAGUCUAAGAAAGAAGAAGCAGGUAAAUAUGCAAAAAUCAUAUCUAUCUACUGUUUUGUUUUUUCCAGCCUGAGUGAGGCAACUGACUUAUUCAAAGCUAAAGCUUUUGAAUGAGACCGUUGUCCCAAAGUGAUACAUUUACCUUAAAAAACCAAAAAAAAAAACCAAAAAAACUUGUAAUGAAGGAGUUAAACUUAGGUGUAGUUAGCAGAUACCAAUGUGCCUCUCAGUGCUAUUACACUGGGAGAACUAUGGAAGAUGUAGUCAUACAGCAUGUGAGGGGCCUAUUUUUACCUCUGCCCCAAAGGUUGACUCUGCACCAUGAGAUUUGCAGUCUGAUAAGUCAGCGAUUUGUAUGUUGGAUAUACCUGGAUUGACACUUGUAAUGCUUAAAUUUCAAUGUGAUUGCUGAAACAACAUAAAUGUGUUUGUGUCCCUUGCUUGUGUGAAGAAGUCUCAUGAACCUUAAUAUUCUGUGCAGAUUCACCUUGCUCUGCUUCAGCUCAAAGGCCUUGAGGACAGCUACAAUGAUCGUAUAUCCUUUCCACAGGGAAAUUUCACGCUGAACCCUCUUGGAUUUCUGUAGGUUGAUGGCAUUUAUCAUAUAUUUAUCUGUGUUUCAAUUCUGGAACUUUUUAUAUGUCAAUGAAUUCCCCUUGAACAAUUGUUAGGUCACUGUAUUUUCAUAAUUUUUUCUUUUUCUAAACAUUAUGGAUAUAGUCAAGAGAGUUGGCUUAGAACAUAAGCAUAAAUCAUGUUUAAGCAAUAUACAAGCUGAAUAAAAGUGCGGCAUGUACAUGAUAGACAGUACAUUCGCAUGAACCUCGGCUCAGCCGAUACCCUCCAGGGGAUUGGCAUAGUCCUGCUGCAAUCUGGCUGUCUGUAAGUGUCGCGGCCAUCUAGUAGGUGCGAUAGGCUAAGCCAGGAAGAGGAAGUGAUGUCUCAUGCUGGGAACCAGCUCCCCGUACAGACAUAAGGGUAGGUUUUCGAGGACUGAUAACUGUUGCCUGUUUGUGCUAUGUGCGCCAGCAUGAUGUCUCUGAUUCGGGCCUGCCACAGGACUGGAGACAAGGCCCUGAGUUAAAUCAUAAUUGGUAAGCGCCGGACUGGGAAUCUAUUUUGUUUCUGCUUAGCAGGCUACUGCAAGCAUCAGGCCAGCUUGUGCCAGAAAUCUGAGAAGAUUGCCCUGGCAUAGGUAGCUGGACCUCCACCCUUUUUAGAUAAGGCUCCUGAUAAGGCUCCUGAGCUGCCGAUCGGCUUGGCAGUUUCAUUUAGUCUUGGAGUUGCAGUAGUAAUAGGGGCCACACGGUGAGGACUGGGAUCAUCCCCACCGGUCCAGAGGAGUGAGGGGGACAGGGUCAGUUCCACAUAGCUACAGGUUUCUGACUUGGUACUGUUAGACAGGAUAGCAGGGCAGCGGCUUUCCACCCCACUAACUGCCUGAUUAGACUUCUUCUAGGAAGACGAAGAAUAUCCCUCCAAUCGGCUAAAACACAAUUUGCAAUCCGCACCCCGGAACCAGUACCCCCCUGCAUGCAAAACUGCUAGUGGUCAGAUUGGUACAAAAUCAGUAUUUUUUUUAAUUUUUUUUGAGCUGCAGGUGCUGAUCUCUCAAGCGACUGUUCAGCAUGGGGGUGUGGCCCUGUCCCCCCAAUAACUUCAUAAUUUAAUUUUUUUUUUUUUUUUUCUAUUACAUAAUGGGGUUUACUUGGCCAACAGUAGUGAUUAGCCAAGAUUUAUGAAAUCAAGGAAAAAUAAUGAAACACCAGUUCAGCCCACAAGGAUUUUUUCACCUAAAUUUUGUCAAUCGACAAUUGCUUUUUAGUGAAUAGGCCCGUAUGACUGUCGUUGUGUGGGUUGUGUUUUUUUUAUUUGUUUUAUUUAUUUAUUUAUUUAUUUAUUUAUUUUUAUUCUGCAGCCUAUUCCAACUUGGGGGAGACUUAGAGGACUUAGAAUCUGCUUUCAACAAAACUGAUAUUUUUAACAAUCUAGGAUCUGGGUCCUGCUCAGCACUAAUAAAACUUCUACCUGGCAACAAAGAUCUUCUGGUGUCUCAUGAUACCUGGAACACAUAUCAGUCAAUGCUUCGCAUCAUCAAGAAAUAUGAUCUCCCCUUUCGCAGUUCUCCCACUGGUAAGAGCGAUACUAUAUAAUAUUUCCACUUACAGAGACACUAAUGACCACCAUGUCUCCAGAGCACUCCCUUACUGAAUGGAAACUGCACGUCUGUUACAGAGCAAACGUACUGAACGUCUUCCUGGCUAAAGUAAAAGAUGUGGCCAAUGCUGAUUUAAAAGUAUAAAUGGAAGCUCUGCAAAUGGACAGCAGAAUUUUUGACUAUAUUACUAGCAUUUAUAUAGUGUCGCUAUUUUUAUUUACAUUUUAUUCUUCAGAACUUAAUUUUAAUAUGGGAAUGUAACAGCAAAUUUGAUACAGAAAUAAAAAAUUAAAGGAACACUCCACACAUGGCACUUCAGCCAGGGUGUCUUUCCGCUUCUGUUCUCUCCACAGAGCUAAGAGAAGUGGCAGGUGUGCUGGACUAGCGUGUGACUGCCUUCCCACCGUCUUAAUGAGCUGUAUUACAGUUCAUUGAAAAGCUGCGGUCAUAUGGGUGUAUGCACCAUUGGCUCCAGCACAGAGACUUCUCAUAGUUCUCCCUUCUAAUAUUCACUUUCACUCUUAACUUCUCAUUACUAAAAUAUAUCGAUCUGCUCACCUGUCCCUCCUGACACAAUCUUCAUUGCUCCUACUUUACUUCCCUCCCCUCUCCCUUAUUUCAUCACAUGCACUCUACUUACACCUUUCCAGCCUAUCUCCACCAACUCUUUCUAAAUUCUCUAAAUACAUACCCUCUCUCAAAACUUUCAAAUGCUCCUCCCACUUUCGCUUCCUUUCUAUCCUUCUGCUCCUAGUACUUCUUGCGGAUGGCUCCCUUCCUUUGGAAUAGCCUGCCUACCACCAUCAGACUCACCCCUAGUCUUCAAUAGUUUAAGUGCCCUAAAACCCAUCUCUUUUUUUUUUUAGGAAAGCUUAUGGCCUCCCAGAGUAACCUCUACCUCACAUACCGGUCUCUUGCUCUCUCCAAAAGGGCAACACUCUCUCUCUCCUCCAGCUCUGCUUCACUCCAACUUUUUUUUUUUGACUGCUAUCUCCUGUCCUAUUGUGUUUUAUACUCCACCUCCUGUAGACUGUAAACUCAUUUGAGCAAGGUCCUCUUUAAUCUAUAGUUCCUGUAAGUUUUCUUGUAAUUGCCAUAUUUAUUGUUAAAUCUCCCCCUUUUAUAAUAUUGUAAAGCACUACAGAAUCUGUGGGCACUAUAUAAAUGCCAAUAAUAAUAAUAAUAAUAAUAAUAAUAAUAAUGACUCCGAUUAAUGUAUUUCAGGGCAAAGGCUGGGGAAGUUGAGAAUGAUUUGCAAAGGUUGUAAAAAGUAGGUCUGCUUCUCUUGCAAGGCUCUUUUUAUAUUUUUUAUUUUAUUAUAUACGCCUAUGGAAAACAUACAGAUGAAAAUACAUUCAUGUUUUCUUUGGGGCUUUAUCUACUAAAUUUAUCAAAACGAUUAAUACAUUUUCAAUGUAUUAUUGAAUGAUGUCCCUGCUGGAAUAAGUGUACUAUUUGGAAGCAAAUGACGGAUAAAAAUCGGAGGAAGAAUGUUGGGGCUGACGUUUCCAGGUAAGAAAGGUGAGAGUGAGGAGGACAGUGAAACAACUAAUUAUGUUAGGAGUGUGGGAAAGAAAAGCUAGGACUAAGGCAAGUCUAAGAGCAAGUGUCUGAUGGGGCGAGGUAGUGUAUUCCAAAGCAUAAAAUGUUGCAACGUGUGACAUGAAUUUGCACUUAUCUAGGAGUUUGUCCUUUUUAGGGGGCUCCACAGUGCCAGGCUCGGUACAGACCUUCUCUUCUUACCCUGGCACCAUUUUCUCUGGAGAUGAUUUUUACUUGUUGAGCAGUGGUCUGGUAAGUUUUGGAUUGUUUCCAACUGGAACAUAUUUUGUGCAUAAGUCGGCAAAGUAGACUACUAUCUGCAGGAUAUAGAUUAAUAUAAAUGUGUAGAACAUAUGGGUGACUGAUAUUGGUUAGAAAUGGUGUAAAAGGGACUGCCAAAUGUCACAUUUAGUCAGCAGGGGUAAACUUGGACUGACUUUCCAAGUAUGAUCAGUCCUUCAUAGAUAAUAUAGCAGACAUAUUGCAGUUAAACAUGUGUUGGGAUUGUGUUUCCUGUGGGUAAUCUAAAACAUUUGGUUUGAUUGUUACACAAUACUAUUACUUCACAAAAUCUCUGAUCAAUGGCUUAUGGGCAAAAAUACAAAACGUGAUAACUUUCAUGUCCUGCAAAGUCUGAGCCAUGUAGAGAGACAAGGGGACUUUGCUUUUCUUAGCAUUUUCUUUAUUUAUUUUUUUGAGUGACCCUAAGCCCUGUUGGUGGAGGUAUUGACAGGUGCAUUUUUCUUGUCUUCUUUGGCUUUUGAGGACCAUGAUGUGCAUGCAGAUUUUAAAACCUUUCUUUCUAUAUUUAACUGUGUACGUUGUACAGGUUACCCUGGAAACAACCAUUGGUAAUAGCAAUCCCUUACUCUGGAAAUACAUCCAACCACAGGGCUCAGUGCUAGAGUGGUUGCGUAAUAUAGUAGCCAACAGGCUGGCUACUGGAGGACAAGAGUGGGCUAAACUCUUCGAGAAGUUCAAUAGUGGAACGUAAGUGGUGGCUUUCAAAUGUUGGUAAAUGAUUAAUAUCACCUUUUAUUGUUUCUGUAUGUGCUGAAGGGACAGAAAACUUUGUACAGUAGUAAUCAAAAUGCAUACAACUAUGCGUCUAAAGGAACAUCCUGAACAAUUAACCGUGCACGUUUUUACAAACACAGAUCGACACAAUAAGAGCUCUUAUGUAAUCCCAUUACACCUCUUCCCUUAAGAGGAGUCUGCUUAAAGGGACACUGAAGGCACCCAAAUCACUUCAGCUCAUUGAAGUGGUCUGGGUGCAAACUCCCAUCACCCUUAACCCUAAGCAUGUAAUUACUACUUUUUUUUUUUUUUUUUUUUUAAAUAAACUGCAAUACUAACCUGCUAGGGUUUACUCCUCCUCUAGUGGUGGUCUACAAGUCAGCCACUAGAGGGAUUUCUGAGUGGAUAGGCGACUUUUGGUCACCUAAACAAUGCUGGACUUCCAGCGUCACCGGAAUCCCCAUACGAAAGCAUUUACUAAUGUUUUCCUAUGGGGAAAUCCUAAUGCGAACGUGACCAUUGAUGCGCAUGCCCAUUAGGUCUAACGCGCCGGCAGAUGUUGGCGGGGGAGCAGUGUGGGCAGAGCUGAGCGAGCACCGAAGGAGCGUCCUUUGGUGCUGGAGCGAGGUAAGUAAGUGACAGUCAAGGGUAGGCUUGACAGAGGGGGAAGCUAUAGUGCCAGGAAAACGUGUGUGUGUGUGUGUGUGAGAUAUAUAUAUUCAGCUGAGCCAGUUAUGUUUGGUAGAGAAUGGUUCCACUCCCAUGUAAAUGCAUGAUCAUCCUUUACCACAAAGUCUCAAACCUAUGCUUUGUAAAGAGAUGUUAUCUUUUUAUUUUCUAUUUUGGAAACCAGAAAGGUUUUUGGCUUGUGGAUUAUACAGUUUAUUUUUCGCUCUUAAUAAUCCCAAUAUCUGGUUUUGUUUUUGGUGUGGUGGGGUUUUGUCUUUUUUUGGGGGGGGGAAUCUAGGGGACAGCUUAUUUUUGGUCUUUGUACAGUUGUAGGGAGAGCAUCUCAUCUAAAGUGGCUUCAUUCUAUUUAUUGUGUGGUGUGUGUUUUUUUUUUUUUUUUUGUGGUUUCUCCCAGGUAUAAUAACCAAUGGAUGAUUGUGGACUACAAUAAAUUUCGUGUUGGACAAGCUACGGCUCCUGCCGGCCUUUUAACUGUCUUAGAGCAAAUUCCGUAAGUAAAAUUUAUUCUUUCUUUCUUUCUUUUUUUUUUUUUUUUUUUAAAUAAAUUAAAAAAAAGCUGCUUUUUGACGUUGCUAUCUGGGAGUUAGCCAAGUGCAUAUUAUGGAAUAUGUUUAUACACACAGCCAACUUGCUCUUAUAAGGCAACUGAAAAGGUUGUAUAAUAUUAAGACGGCAAAUUACUGGUAUAAGAUUUAGUGAUACACUGUGAGGUAUAUCUAUUUUGUUUGUAAAUGUGCCAUUUUAAAAAGGGAAAAGUGAAAUGAUUCAAGUCAGUUGUUCCCUACUUGUACCUUUUAGAAAUAUAAAGAGGGUUUUUUUUUAAUUUUUGUAUAGAAUAUUAGACUAUAGCGUCCUUAAUAACUUUUUUUUCUUUGUUCCAUAUCUCCCUUCAGCGGCAUGGUGGUGACAGCUGAUCUGUCAGAUGAGCUUUACAGCAAAGGAUAUUGGGCCAGCUACAACCUCCCGUACGUUCUGAUCAUUUUACUCCAUUACUAGCAAAUAAGGAUGUUAAUACUAUUCUUUCUAUCAUAAAUAGAGAUUCAAACUUCAGAUUUAGGUAUUGGCAGAAAAUAAUUACUUAUGGAGACCAUGAGAAACAUCUCCACUUUGUGGUCUGCGUGUCCCCACACUCGCCCUUCCCCUUAUGUUCUUGGAGAGGCAGCAUUUACAUUGCCUUCCUAAAAAAUGAUCGGGGACUAGCCGACCAUCCAGACUGCUUCUCUAACUCGUGGCUGUUGGAUUUACAUUGUAAACGAUAGGUGGUUUGCAGAAAUACUUACAGUAGCUAAUGAAGUAAUGUCUGUAUGCGUCUUUUAUUUGUGUUCCCUUCACAGCUAUUUUAAACAGAUAUUUAAUGUCAGUGGACUGCCUGCUUUGGUGGAAAAGUAUGGUGACUGGUUUAGCUAUGACCGAAAUCCUCGCGCGCAGAUAUUCCACCGAAAUCAAACAAAUAUACAGGAUCUGAAUUCAAUGAUACAGUUAAUGCGGUGAGUUUUUCUUGAUAGUUUUCCAUUUUGUUACAUUAAGUGCACCUGUCAUGACAAACUGUUAAGCUGCUCACAAAUUUAUAGUUUUCUGCUCUGUUAUUUGGACCUUCUUGGCUUUACUUCUAUGCCAUCGGUAUAAGACUACACAAAUGGAUAUUCAGGAUAAUAGCUGUGUAAUAGGUGGAGUGGUGGGGUUCCACAAUCUAUGGUGUGAAUAUCCACAUUAGCAAUUGUGGGAUAAAGCCUGCAUAAUUAGGGGCUGCUCCAUCUAUUCUAUUCUAGGGUUCCAUGUUUCAAGAUAUUACUUUUAAUCUUUAAAUUUCAUUUAUACACUGAAUUUAUCCCUAUCUGAAUGGGAACUUAUCUGUAUUCUUUUGAUUUAAUACUGUAUUAUGCUACUUGACUGUGAAACUAGAAUUUUGUUUUUCUGCUUGUAUUUUAGUUCUUAUCUAUACCAAUAAAGGUUUUAAUUUAACUCUUGGGAUGUAUUUAGGUCCAAGUUGUCUUCUGACGUUGAUCAUCAACCAUAUACUCCUUUUCCACACCCCUCAUUGUUCAUAUUGACUUUUUUUUUUUUUUUUUUUUUAGAAUUAAGCUUAAACUCUACAUUUACUUCAGCAUCCUAUUGUAGUUUUCUAUGCAAUCAUCCCUGUCUAAUACAAAAGUAUACAUAGUCAUUAGACUUGUAUAUCAAACAAAUUUUGCUGCCUGUGUUUCCAGCCAUCAGAGGUGAUAUAAAAUUGGUAUGCAGUGAUUUCUGUUUUUCUCCACUUUACCUUCCAUAAAUGGGGGGAAAAAAGUAACAUAUUUUUACUACUUAUUUUAGAUACAAUGACUUUCUAAACGAUCCCCUAUCAAUCUGCUCAACUUGUAUUCCCAAGCCAAAUGGGGAGAAUGCAAUCUCUGCUCGAUCAGAUCUCAACCUAGCAAAUGGCACCUAUCCAUUUGGAGCUCUACGCCAACGGCAACAUGGAGGCACAGACAUGAAAGUAAGUGUGGGUGGGAAUUUAUCACUAUCGUUCCCUGACCCCUCUAAGUGUAUACCGUUAUAUCCCGUUAUCACAUUCUCCUUGACUUCACUGGUGCAAAUAGUGAAUAUUUUAGAAGAUCUAAAAAGAUUUAACUUUAUUUUUUUUAUUGCACCCCUCCCCCCACAGGUAACCUCAUUUGCCAUGGCCAGCAAAUAUCAGAUGGUGGCAGUUAAUGGACCUACAUGGGAUCAAGUCCCACCUUUCCAAUGGAGCACAUCUCCUUUCAGUAACCUCAUGCACAUGGGUCAUCCAGACUUAUGGAAAUUCUCUCCCAUCGUCAUUAGCUGGGACUAGAAUAUGAUGAUCAGUACUUUAUACAUCAGCCAUAUGGGUUUGUCUUCCCUAAUCGAUACUCCCUUUUUUACAGAAAUAAUUUUGGAUUGUGUCUGUAGGAUCUGAAAUUAAUCCAGUGACAGUAGUAUUAUCAGCAGAUUCUUGAUACUAUGAUAUGUUUGCCAAAAGUAGUGUGCUGAGCUUUUUGUUUUAAAGGGAUUUUCCACAAAUGAUGAAUAAAGGGAUGUGCUAUUGUGCGCUUUUUUUUUUUCUCCUCCCUUCUUCCUCUUCUCGGUUUGGAAUGGGAAUAGUGUCAAGAUGAACUGCCCACACCAGGAUGCUGCAUUAUUGUAAUGUCUAUAUAAAAUUUCUGGAAGACAAAUAAUUUAAACCCAGAGAUCAGAAGCAUAGAUCUGUCUUGAUUUGAUAUUAGCCACUUUGUGUAGUAAUUUCCUAGUUAUAUGAAUAUAGCAAGAGAAGUUACUUAGAAAUGCUUGUGUGAUUCUGUCAUGCAGUGGCGGCAAGAGGUUGCAGACAGGAUAUUAUUUGAAUGCUUUUAAGAUUCAUGCAAUUAGUAUGUUGGGCAGUGCACUGAAGGCCACAUGCAUUAUCCACAUUCAUUUGAAUCCUAACUUCUCAUACUUCAGUUCCUGUAUGGACCUGUGUUCAACUGAACGUUUUGGAACCCUGGUAGAAGAAUAUGGGGUUCCUUGUUCUAAAUUCAGUGUUUUACAGCUUCAGGUUCCCAGUCUGCAAUAAAAGGAAGAAAACAUGCCAACUCAAGAUUUUCUCCAGAAAAGGGGUGCAUGGUGUACAAGGGUGUAUGUUAAUAGUCUCUGCUUUGAGUCCUGCUUAUCCUUGUGUAAUUCUAUUCACUUAUGCUUGACUCUGGGGAAAAACUAUGAAGGUAAAACAGUCUGCAUUUACUGUGAGACAAGGUACUUGUGCUGAUGGUUAACACAGCCAGCUUUCGUCCCAUUACCCUUUCUUGGUGAACUAUGCAAAUAAUGAGUUAGCAAUAAAUCCUGAAUUUUGUUUUAAGAGCUGAAUGAGAUUUUGAUUUGCACUUUUUAUACACCAUUUUAUGAGGCAUGUUCCUCAAUCAAAUGUCUGCUUUAAAGUCAAUAAAGUCGAAUGUAAUUUUGUUAAUGUA